GAAACACUUGUUGAACUCGCCGCUGCUCUCCCGGCGAAGACAGCGACGAGGCACAGUGGAGAGCAGUGACGACGAGGUGGUCCACUGUUCGAGCGACGCCGAGGUCCUCUGUUCCUCGUCCAACUACAGGGACCUCGAGACGUUUCAGAAGACGCAGCUGAGGAAUAAGCUCCGACGGUCGCGCGGCCGGAGCGACGGCAGCCUGGGCGGCGGCAACGGCGGCGGCAGCGGCAGCGGCGACAGCUCGGGGUCGCCGACGCCCCGACACCGCCAGUUCGUGAUGCACAACAAGGCGCCGCUCUGGAACGAGAACUCCCAGGUGUACCAGCUCGACUUCGGCGGGAGAGUCACGCAGGAGUCGGCCAAGAAUUUCCAGAUCGAGUUCAAGGGCAAGCAGGUGAUGCAGUUCGGGCGGAUCGACGGAAAUGCGUACACCCUCGACUUCCUACCGUUCAGCGCCGUGCAAGCCUUCGCUGUAGCUCUGGCCAACGUCACGCAGAGACUCAAAUGA
This is a messenger RNA of Penaeus vannamei (Pacific white shrimp), 511 nucleotides long. Lineage: Eukaryota; Metazoa; Arthropoda; Malacostraca; Decapoda; Penaeidae. The record is from RefSeq and is a predicted model, not a curated record.